Messenger RNA from Labrus bergylta (ballan wrasse), 2297 nucleotides. It is a transcript of the gene gata2b, whose product is annotated as GATA binding protein 2b. Gene Ontology annotation, cellular component: nucleus. Gene Ontology annotation, molecular function: zinc ion binding; RNA polymerase II cis-regulatory region sequence-specific DNA binding; DNA-binding transcription factor activity, RNA polymerase II-specific. Lineage: Eukaryota; Metazoa; Chordata; Actinopteri; Labriformes; Labridae. The record is from RefSeq and is a predicted model, not a curated record. Gene Ontology annotation, biological process: negative regulation of transcription by RNA polymerase II; positive regulation of miRNA transcription; positive regulation of angiogenesis.
CCCAGCGGACGGAGUUUACUCUGACAAACAGCAGCUGAAGACAGGAGAGGACCUGCUGCAGCCGAAAGGGACACAAGAAUAGUUUUCCAAGGAGGAGUUGACCGAAACCUGUGGAUAAAAUAAAACCAACUAAGGUUUCCAGUGUUAAACUUCACGUACAGGCUCCAGGAAAAGAGAGGAAUUUAAUCAGAACGGGGAAAAAAAAGAUAAUAAUUCUUCUACUGUAAAUGGACAAAGUGAAGAUAUCAUAAAGGACUCCACAGCCUCUCAUUCGGUGUCCUCUGCUGGAUAUUUGCUCACUGUGAAGCACUGUAAAGCCCCACGCAGAGAUGGAUGUGGCGGCUGAUCAGCCCCGCUGGAUGCACCACCACGCCGUGCUAAACGGGCAGCACCCGGACUCACACCACCACGGCCUGGGUCACAACUACAUGGAGCCUCAGGCGCAGCUGCUGCCUCCGGAUGAGGUGGACGUUUUCUUUAAUCACCUGGACUCGCAGGGAAACCCGUAUUACCACAACUCCGCCCGGGCCAGGGUGUCCUACAGCCAAGCGCACGCGCGUCUGACGGGGACUCAGGUCUGCCGGCCUCAAAUCCUCCACAGCCCGGGGAUUUCAUGGCUGGACGGAGGGAAAGCAGCCCUGUCAGGCCUCCACCACCACAACGCCUGGGCCGUCAGCCCCUUCAGCAAGCCAAGCCUGCAUCACCCAGGCUCCGCGUCCCCCGCUGGCCUCUCUGCAGUCUACCCGUGCAGCAGCACCUCAAACACGGUCUCAGCCUCCUCGUUAACGCCGCCGUCCCACUCCAGCCCGUCUCUGUACACAUUCCCGCCCACACCGCCAAAGGACGUAUCACCGGACCCCGGUGCCACGUCUCCCUGCCUCAGCAGGAUGGACGAGAAGGAAUCUAUCAAAUACCAGGUGUCGUUAACGGAUGGGAUGAAGAUGGAGGGCUCCUCUCCUCUGAGGAACGGCCUGGCUCACACCCCUUCCACCCACCACCCCAUACCGACCUAUCCCUACUCUCUCCAGGCGCACGAGUACGGCGGCAGUCUGUUUCACCCCGGCAGCCUGCUGGGAACUCCACCCAGCUUCAUCUCCAAGAACAAGGGGAAGACACGCUCCUGCACCGAGGGCCGUGAGUGUGUGAACUGCGGAGCGACCUCUACCCCUCUAUGGAGACGCGACAGCACGGGACACUAUCUGUGCAACGCCUGCGGCCUGUACCACAAGAUGAACGGCCAGAACAGACCGCUCAUCAAACCCAAACGCAGACUGUCUGCUGCCAGACGAGCAGGCACCUGUUGUGCUAACUGUCAGACGACCACCACCACGCUCUGGAGGCGCAAUGCAAACGGAGACCCUGUGUGCAAUGCCUGCGGCCUCUACUACAAACUGCAUAAUGUGAACCGGCCGCUGACAAUGAAAAAAGAGGGAAUACAGACGCGCAACCGAAAAAUGUCCAACAAAUCCAAAAAGAACAAGCGGUGCAGCGACAGCUACGAGGAGUUUUCAAAAAGCCUGCAUGACAAGAGCUCUCCCUUCAGCGCAGCCUCUCUGGCCGGACACAUGUCAAUGGGCCACCUGCCGCCUUUCAGCCACACAGGACACAUGCUCCCUACGCCCACCCCGCUACACCCGUCCUUUGGGCACCCGCACCACUCUAACAUGGUUACGGCCAUGGGCUGAGAGGGAGAGGAGGGGAGAGAGGUUAACAAAUAAGAACGCUGGAGAACUUUCUCCUGAUUGAGAACAGAUGCAUUAUGGAAGGAAAGGACCAGUUUACUCCUGAUCUAUAGGUACAUAUUUUGUUGGACGAAGACCGAAAGAGAUGUUCUCCUUCUUGUCAGUCAGCCAUACACACGUAAAGCAAAGUUUUACACCACUGAAGUGUGGUUCAGUAUGUGCCCAACAGGUUUAUAAUAAACUGUGAAUACUGUAAAUAUGCGAGUCUGAUGGGGACGUCUCAGACUGAGAAACCCCUUCACAACUUUGAAUAUUAAAUAUGCUGGAUUUUUUUUUUUCUUUUUGCUUAUGGACAACUUUUUCCACAAAGAAACAAGCGAGCAAGAAAGGUUUAUGAUUCUAAAUUUGAUUUGACUGUUUAUUAUAAUUAUUGUUAUUAUUAUAAUUAUUGUUAUUAAGAUAAUUUAUUUUCACUGCCUUGUUUUUCUGUGGCUAUAUCCCUUGAGUCAUAUUACGGAUACUGUUACAACAGUUAUGAUUAUAUAUUUCUAGCUGAAGCGCUUUCUCUGAGCUGGUCAACAUUUAUACUCAUAAGAAAUAAAGAGAUCAAGUUCA